CUUCUUUCUUCUUUCUUCUUCUUCUUCUUCCAUGGCAUCCGAUACCGCCAUUAUCGCCUGGGGCUCCGGAGAAGACGGGCAGUUGGGAAUAGGGUGCAACGACGACAAGGAACUAGUCUGCGUUGUCACCGCCUUAGAGUCACAGACCGUUCGCUCUGUCGUCGCUGGCAGCCGAAACUCUCUCGCUAUUUGUGAUGAUGGCAAGCUGUUUACAUGGGGUUGGAAUCAGAGAGGGACUUUGGGGCAUCCACCCGAGAGCAAAACCGAGAACGUUCCCAGCCAAGUUGAAGCUCUGUCCAAUGUUAAAAUCGUUCAGGCUGCUAUUGGUGGAUGGCAUUGUUUGGCUGUUGAUGAUCAAGGCCGUGCCUAUGCCUGGGGUGGAAAUGAGUAUGGACAGUGCGGUGAAGAACCUGAGCGCGACACUGGUAAACCUUUGAAGAGGGACAUAGUGAUUCCUCAGCGAUGUGCGCCCAAACUUGUGGUUCGCCAGGUAGCUGCUGGGGGUACUCACUCUGUGGUGCUUACACGUGAAGGGCAUGUAUGGACAUGGGGUCAACCAUGGCCUCCAGGAGACAUAAAACAAAUUUCCACACCUGUACGAGUACAAGGUCUUGAUAAGGUGAAGCUCAUUGCAGUAGGGGCAUUUCAUAAUUUGGCUCUCCAAGAGGAUGGCACUUUAUGGGCAUGGGGUAACAACGAAUACGGACAGCUUGGAACAGGGGAUACGCAGCCGAGAUCACAACCCAUUCCUGUCAAUGGACUUUCUGGUCUUACUUUGGUGGAUAUUGCUGCUGGAGGAUGGCAUUCUACUGCACUAACAGAUGAUGGAGAGGUCUAUGGAUGGGGCCGAGGGGAGCAUGGUAGACUUGGUUUUGGUGACAAUGAUAAGAGUAGUAAAAUGGUCCCCCAAAAGGUUCAUCUUUUAGCUGGGGAGGACAUUGUUCAGGUGUCUUGUGGAGGCACUCACUCUGCGGCAUUAACACGUGAUGGUCGCAUUUUCUCGUUUGGUCGAGGUGACCAUGGACGUCUCGGGUAUGGAAGGAAGGUGACAACUGGUCACCCGAUGGAAGUCCCCAUCGAACUCCCACCUAAAAAUGUCACUGACGGUGAAGCCCAUGGCCAUUGGAUUGCCAAACUUAUUGCCUCUGGAGGACGCCAUACUCUAGCAAUAGUCGAAUGGAAAUCAGAUGAAACAACUGAAAACGGUGACGCUUAAUUUUUCAGUAACAAGAAUAAUUGAUGUUUGGUUCUGCGUAACUGUACUGUUAAGAUGAAAUAGUAAACACAGCACCAUAUGAGGCAUGAUAAAAUUACUAGAUCUCUAAGAGAGCGAGUAGAUUUGAUCAGUCUCCAAUUUUACAGUGAAAACUUCGCGAAAACUUAGUAUUACUGCCGUAGUUUGUUUAUGGAGAUUGACUUUAUAACAUUAUGCAAUUUUUCCAACAUUUUUUC
Molecule: messenger RNA, 1452 nt
Organism: Fragaria vesca subsp. vesca
Lineage: Eukaryota; Viridiplantae; Streptophyta; Magnoliopsida; Rosales; Rosaceae
Product: probable E3 ubiquitin-protein ligase HERC4-like
Exons: 11
Coding region: 32-1216 (394 amino acids)
Cellular component (GO): cytoplasm
Molecular function (GO): guanyl-nucleotide exchange factor activity
Source: RefSeq, a predicted model, not a curated record